Drosophila navojoa is the source of this 3348-nucleotide messenger RNA. It is a transcript of the gene gem, whose product is annotated as transcription factor CP2 like gemini. The record is from RefSeq and is a predicted model, not a curated record. Gene Ontology annotation, cellular component: nucleus. Gene Ontology annotation, molecular function: RNA polymerase II cis-regulatory region sequence-specific DNA binding; DNA-binding transcription activator activity, RNA polymerase II-specific. Gene Ontology annotation, biological process: regulation of transcription by RNA polymerase II. NCBI's taxonomy places the organism in Eukaryota, Metazoa, Arthropoda, Insecta, Diptera, Drosophilidae.
GAAGAAUUAGAGGAGGAAAAUUGGAAUAUAUUUUUAAACCGGAUGGCGCUUUCGUUUCUAUCGCAAAGUUCCGGUCUGUUGGAUUUACACAGCAUAUUUGAUCCACAAUAUUCAAUACUACAACAACAACAACAACAACCGCAUCAGCAGCAGCAGCAGCAACAAUUGCAAAUUCAUUUAUCAUCAGACCAACAAGAACAACUACAACAACAACAACAACGCACUUCAACGAAAUUUGAUCUAAGCAUCUUCAACGAUUUCGACCAAAUGGAAUUCAACAACAACAACUUGAAUCGAAAUCAUCAUAAUCAGUAUCCGAAUAAUAAUAACAAUAACAUCAAUAAUACCAACCACAAUACCAAUAACAACAACAACAACAACAACAUUCAUACGCACCAAACUAACGGAGAAAAUCUUAAUCAGAUCCAAAAUAGUCAUUUCAUUAGCGGCUAUCAUCAUCAGCAUAUUGGAUCGGAUUAUGAGCCAGUGAUUAACUUUGUUGAUUCACCGCCAAACUCUGAGGAAUCUUGGACAGACGGACAGUCCAAGGAUUCACCAGGACCGCAAAUUAUCGACGUGAGAACAAUUUACUCAGACAGUGGUUCGCGCAAAAGACGAAUGGAUUGGUACUCAUUGGACAUCGGUCAAAGUGAAAAUUCACCGACAACUCAAUCUGGCGAAAUACCCAAUAAGGUGGCACAUCACGAGAAAGAUAAACAUAAACGUGAAAAGCAUUCAGGUCGCAGCAGCUGGAGCGACGAUAUAGGUUUUGAUCUGAACGCUGAGUUUAACAGUAACUCGUAUUUGAACAAUGAAAACUUUUUAUCGUUCUCCCCGAGCCUGACGGCACUUAAACAGGAGCCGCAAACGGAGCAGCUCAAACCGAACGCAAAGAUAGCAUUGGAUAGCGGCAGCGCCGGCUCGUCAAUUGGCAAAAGUGACAAAUCGCCAUUGGGCGAGGCGAAUCACUCACCACAGCGCACGGGUCAGGAGAUUGCAGCAGCAGCGGCAUCAGGAAUUGUAGGCGGGGCACUUGCCGAAGCUGGUGGAAAGCAUGAGUUGAACUCCGUCAACAUUUGUGGCUGUGGCUCGCCGCAAGGCUCGCCCGCCGCAGCGGAUUUUGAAUUGAAUUGCAGUGGCAAUGGCAACGAAGCCGCAACGGCUGAGCACACCCGAGUUGCAGCUGGCCGUGAGGCAUUUGCCCAGGCGCCGCGCUCUGGACUGCAGCAGCAGCUGAGCGUUGUCGAGGCGGCCAAAAUCGAGCCCUGCUCGUCGGCCGGUGCAUCCCAUGCAGAGGAUCAUAAAUUUCAGUACAUUUUGGCCGCAGCCACCUCAAUUGCAACGAAGAACAAUGAGGAGACAUUGACCUAUCUGAAUCAGGGUCAGAGCUAUGAGAUCAAAUUGAAGAAAAUUGGAGAUUUGUCUUUCUAUCGCGAUAAGAUCUUGAAGAGCGUUAUCAAAAUCUGUUUCCAUGAGCGUCGUUUGCAGUUCAUGGAACGCGAACAGAUGCAGCAAUGGCAGGCAUCGCGUCCAGGUGAUCGCAUUAUCGAGGUGGAUGUACCAUUAUCGUAUGGCCUGUGCCAUGUCUCGCAGCCAUUGAGUGCGAACGCAUUGAACACUGUUGAAAUCUUUUGGGAUCCAUUGAAGGAGGUCGGUGUUUACAUCAAGGUUAAUUGCAUUUCAACCGAAUUUACACCAAAGAAGCACGGUGGUGAAAAGGGUGUACCAUUUCGGCUACAAAUUGAAACCUAUAUAGAAAACACAACAACUGCUAAUUGUAACAACAACAACAACAACAAUAACAGUAACAAUACUAAUAUCAAUAACAACAACAACAACAAUAACAGCAGCUCGAGCAGCAGCAGCUCCAGCAGCAGCAGCAACAGCAGCAGCAACAACAGCACUGGCAAUACAACUAGCAACAACAACAACAACGGAUUGGCCAUUACCUCACCGGCUCAGACGGAUAAUCGUAAUGCAAAUGGCAAGCAGGCAGUGCAUGCAGCUGCCUGUCAGAUAAAGGUCUUCAAGCUGAAGGGCGCCGAUCGCAAGCAUAAGCAGGAUCGCGAGAAGAUCCAGAAGCGUCCGCAGUCCGAGCAGGACAAGUUUCAGCCCAGCUACGAGUGCACCAUCAUGAACGAUAUAUCGUUGGAUUUGAUAACGCCUGCCAUCACAACUGGCGGCUAUAGUCCAGAAUAUAUGAAAUUGUGGCCAAAUUCGCCGGUUCAUAUACCAAAAUAUGAUGGAAUGCUGCCAUUUGCCAGCAGCGCAUCGCCGGCGGCCAGCAGCAGCCCAAUUGCAAUCAAUUCGGUGACAUCCACAAAUUCGCCAACAUUGAAACUAAUGGAUGCCACAAGCAUGGUGUCGCCGCAGCAUGUGCCAGCUGAUAUGGAUGAUUAUAAUCAGAAUAUUAUGCCCGAAUCAACGCCCGCACAAGUCACACAAUGGCUGACACAUCAUCGUCUGACGGCCUACCUCAACACCUUUACCCACUUCUCGGGCGCGGAUAUUAUGCGCAUGUCCAAGGAGGAUCUAAUACAAAUCUGUGGACUCGCCGACGGCAUACGCAUGUUUAAUAUAUUGCGCGCCAAAUCCAUUACGCCUCGUCUGACGCUCUAUGCCAGCAUGGAUGGCUGCAGCUACAAUGCCAUCUACUUGCUCUCUAAUACGGCCAAGGAGCUGCAGCAGAAGAUCUAUAAGCUGCCCGGUUUCUACGAGUUCAUGGCUAAGGGCGGCUCGUCUGGCCUCUUGGAGAAUGGCGGCAAUGUGCCAGCUGCCGCAGCAGCAGCAGCGGCGGCGGCUGCUGCCGCUCUAUACAACAACUGGGGCAUGCAUUCGAAAUAUUCGGGCAGCGGUUCGAACAUCUUCAACGAGGUGAACAAGAGUUGCGUCUACAUAUCGGGGCCAUCGGGCAUACUUGUCAGCGUCAGCGAUGAGGUGCUCAACAAUGAGGUGAAGGACGGCAGUCUCUAUGCCCUGGAUGUGCAGGGCGGCAAGGUUAUAUUGAAGCUGAUCAAUAAGCAGGAUAACAAUUGAACUAAAAUUGUCUAUCGCAGCUUCAGAGCUAGUUGUAGAAAUGCUAUUAUUGCCUGGUACAAACCGAUUAACCAUGAUAAAGAAAAGUAUAGUUAUUUAGCAUUUAAAUCGAGCUAUAUCACACAAUUGUUAUGAAUAAUACACACGCGUAUUACAGUUCUUUUUCACACAAAUAUGAGCAUAUACAUGAUUUCUAAUAAAUCUAUAUGCUCUUAUUUCUAUAUAAGUUUCAAUUUGUAUGAGAUUUCGCGCAGCAAUUUUGAACAAGUAGCCACAUUUUCUUAAAGAGUUUCUGUUCUUAUCCCCUUCAUU